Clupea harengus (Atlantic herring) is the source of this 3052-nucleotide messenger RNA. RefSeq names its product Bardet-Biedl syndrome 7 (gene bbs7). The record is from RefSeq and is a predicted model, not a curated record. Gene Ontology annotation, biological process: intracellular protein localization; non-motile cilium assembly; intracellular transport. Lineage: Eukaryota; Metazoa; Chordata; Actinopteri; Clupeiformes; Clupeidae. Gene Ontology annotation, molecular function: protein binding. Gene Ontology annotation, cellular component: neuron projection; axoneme; BBSome.
AAUUUACAGUUGUAAACAAAGAAGCUGCGUAUCCAGAGGUUUUAAUCCUUCAAAAUGUGGCUUUCCCCCAAAAAAGGCACUUAAAAGGGGCCAGUGAUUCACCAAUAUUUUAAAACUGCUGCCAGUUUUCCGAUAAUUUCAGGAGAUUCUCCAAAGCUGUCUCACUUGUUGCCCAACAAUUCCAAUGCCUACUGUUUCACCAUGGCAACCACCAACGCCACUUCAUUGAAAAUGGGAGGGCCUAACAAUCAUAUGCGAAAAUAAUUUACUGCGUUGUUUAAAUAAAUUGUCUGGCUUUGGUAAACAACUUACAGUUUGUAUGAGACGUGGUAUUAUAUGUAGCUAACUUUACUGUUAGCAACAUUGGUAGCUGCAAGAGGGAAUGUGCCUUAUUUUACAUCUUCACCAACCAGAUGGCUUUGAAGUGGCUGGCUAACAAGGAAACCAACGUUAGCUAAACUAAACUGGCUUACAAACGGGCAACCACCUAAUCCCGAUGUUAAUCCACUGUUCAGAAGAUGUGCCUCUCGAUUCAAGCGAGAUAUUGUGAAUGGCUGGUUAGAUAACCUUGCUGCUUAUGUCUACAUUAACACUGUGAACGUUAAUGUUUAGACGUGACAUUUCCUAGGCAACCAGUCACCGAUUUAACGUUAGCUAGCAGGAGGACCCAUCGUUCUGUAAAAAUGGAAAUAAACUUGAAUCAUGUUGAUUAUAUACAGGUAGGGGUAACUUCUCAAAAAACGAUGAAGUUGCUUCCUGCGAUAGGGCGCAAAGCUACUCAAAAGGUGGCAGUGGCAGAUCAUGAUGGUGUACUAACAUGUUUUGGGAUGAAAAAGGGAGAGGCUGUGCCUGUGUUUAAGACACUACCAGGACAGAAGAUAUCCAGGCUGGAGCUCGGAGGAGCACAGGGAACUCCUCAAGAGAAGAUAUUUGUGUCAUGUGGCUCUGAAGUCAGGGGCUUCACCAAGAAGGGAAAACAGUUCCUGUGUUUUGAAGCCAAUCUGACUGAGUCCAUUAAUGCCAUGCAUGUUUCCGGAGCUGACCUAUUUGUAUGUGCCAGCUACAUCUACAACCACUACUGUGACUGUAAGGAUCAGGACUACUACCUGUCUGGGGACAAAAUCAAUGACAUUGUGUGCCUGCCGGUGGAGACGGUGGGCCGCACUGUACCCAUCCUGGCCUGCCAAGACAGAGUGCUCAGAGUUCUGCAGGGAUCUGAGCUUCUGUAUGACGUGGAAGUCCCUGGACCUCCAUCAGUCUUGGAGCUCAACGACAAAGAUGGGGGUAAAGAGGGAGAGGAAGUUCUCUAUGGGACAGCAGACGGAAAACUUGGUCUGGUGAAGAUAACGGAAUCCUCCCAUGUUUCAAAAUGGGAAAUCAACAAUGACAAGAGGAGAGGAGGGAUACUGUGUAUCGACACUUUUGACCUUGUCGGUGACGGGGUGAGGGACAUCUUGGUAGGCAGGGAUGAUGGGACUGUGGAGGUCUAUGUGCUUGACAGCUCAAAUGAACCCAUACUGCGCUUCGAACAUGUUCUGUCAGAAAGUGUCACAUCAAUCCAGGGAGGCUGUGUUGGAAAAGAGAACUAUGACGAGGUGCUCACAACUUCCUACACAGGCUGGGUGACAGGACUGACCUCUGAGCCCCAGCAGAUGGAGGCUGGGCCCGGAGAGGAAGUGAAGAUGAGCAAAGAGACCCAGGCCAAAGUAGCGGCCCUCAGGUCUGAGUUGGAGCAGCUGCAGGUGAAGGUUCUGCAGGGCCGGGAGAAGUACCAGCAGAGCUCCCAGUCGAGCACUGCCGUCUCCACCGUCCCCGUCUUCAGCGUCAACGACAAGUUCACCCUGUGCCAGGAUGAUGCCAGCUACAGCCUCACGCUUGAGGUCCAGACCGCCAUCGACAACUUACUGCUGCAGAGUGAUGUUCCAAUCGACCUACUGGAUGUAGACAAGAACUCCGCUGUUGUGAGCUUCAGUGAGUGUGACUCAGAGCAACCAAACGGCAAUUUUCUUCUGGCUACAUACAGAUGCCAAGCCAAUACCACAAGGCUUGAGUUGAAGGUGAGGUCUAUUGAGGGCCAGUAUGGCACUCUCCAGGCAUACAUCACGCCUCGCCUACAGCCCAAGGCCUGCCAGGUGCGCCAGUACCAGAUCAAGCCUUUAUCCCUCCACCAGAGAACCCACUCCAUUGACCAGGACAGACCUGUGAACACGCUAAGCCUGGUUGGACAGUUCAGUUUCGCAGAGAUCCACUCGUGGGUGGUGUUCUGUCUGCCAGAGGUGCCGGAGAAGACCCCGGCAGGAGACAACAUCAGCUUCUACUUCCACAAUACCUUCCUGGGCACACAGCUGGAGGCCACUUACUGCAAAGGAGAGGCACACUUCAAAUCUGACAACAUCUCAACCAUAUCAAUACUAAAGGAUGUCCUAUCCAAAGAGGCCACAAAGCGUAAAAUUAACCUGAACAUAUCCUACGAUAUAAAUGAGGAUUCAGUGAGCCAUACUCUGACGAUGAUUCACCCAAAGCUGGAGUAUCAAUUGCUCCUGGCCAAAAAGGUGCAGCUUAUUGAUGCACUAAAGGAGCUGCAGGUCCAUGAAGGCAAUGCAGAUUUUCUGAUUCCUGAGUACCACAGUAUUCUUGAUGAGUCUGCCCACCUCUUGGAAGAGUACAAGAAGCAGCCUGCCCAUUUGGAAAGAUUAUAUGGUAUGAUAACUGAUCUCUUCAUCGACAAAUUCAAGUUUAAAGGACAAAAUGUGAAAACAAAGGUUUCGUUGUUACUAGAAAUUCUAGAUAACUAUGAUCUGAAUUCUUUGAUGGAUUUUUUCAACGAAGUAUAAUCCAUUACCCUAUAAAAUGGUUACCUUAUUUAUGUUGUAUGAUGUUUGACUGUAGUCAAUUUGUCUUUUAAACAUUUGCUUUUGUCUAUAGAGUUACCUACUAAUUAAACUCUCAAGAUAAUAGAUACUUGCCUUUGUGGGAAUAGCAAUACAUGAUACAUUUUAUAUACUUUGCAUAUAGCUGUUGUUGACAAUGUAAUAAAUUGACUUUAAUGUGC